This is a messenger RNA of Nematostella vectensis (starlet sea anemone), 2211 nucleotides long. Its product is annotated as cholesterol 24-hydroxylase. The record is from RefSeq and is a predicted model, not a curated record. NCBI's taxonomy places the organism in Eukaryota, Metazoa, Cnidaria, Anthozoa, Actiniaria, Edwardsiidae. Gene Ontology annotation, molecular function: heme binding; iron ion binding; cholesterol 24-hydroxylase activity. The coding region runs from base 109 to 1632 and encodes 507 amino acids. The transcript has 3 exons. Gene Ontology annotation, biological process: cholesterol catabolic process.
UGUGUAAUUACCUAAUACAUCUCACAUGACUUUCCAAACUGCACGUUGCAUUUCAUUGUACUCCAAAUAUCACAAGUUUCGUGGCUUCUGGUCCUGCGUUUGAUCAAAAUGAUUCCCUUCAUCGAAGAAUAUGUAUCCCUCCAAGCCUUUGCUAUCAUUUCACUUGGCCUACUUUCAACUCCACUCACUGGAUUUCUAGCUUAUUGCCUCUAUCUUUUCUACGUUCACUGUCAAUACGCGCACAUCCCCGGUCCAAAACGAGACAGCUUCUUCGCUGGAAAUGUGCCUAGCAUUCAGUACGAAAUAAACGUCAAGAAAAGAGGGAUCUGCGAGUUGUGGAGCGAGUGGUACAAUCAGUUUGGUGGGGCACACAUUUUCUGGGUUUAUCAUGUCCCGGUCUUGGUUCUUGGUCAUCCUGACGACGUCAAGAAAGUCCUCGUUACUUGGAAUCUUCCGAAAGCUUCGAGAUUGUACAAGACUAUAUCUUACUGUUAUGGAGAAAGGUUUGCGGGAGAAGGGGUUUUAACGGAGCUUGAUCACGAAGUUUGGAAACGGAAAAGGGCUUUGCUCAAUCAUGCGUUUCACAGAAAGUACCUGAGGAAUUUAAUGCAAGCUUUCAAUGAAAGCUCUAAUGAGUUUCUGAAGCGAAUCGGGAGCUUAGCUGAUGGGAAGACUGAAGUUCGAAUGGCAGAUGAAUUUGCGAAAGUAACGCUAGAUGUCAUCGGAAAAGUUGGAUUCAACAUUGAUGUCAACUCUAUUGGGGAUGAAAACAGCCCCUUCCCUAGUGCCAUCACCACCGCCCUGGAUGGCCUUCAAAAAGGAAUGCGAAAUCCUUUCUGGAAGUUCAAAUUCUGGACCUUCAGUUACCAGGAAAAAGUCAAAUCUGCCAUUCGUUUCUUAAGAAAGUUUGGCCAAAGCGUCAUCAUGGAAAGAAACACUGCUAUCAUCGAGGGUUUAGAAAGUCCUAAGGAUAUUCUUGCGCAUAUUCUUCAGAUGGGAAAAGAGAAUGCUGACUAUACUCUAGAGAACAUGACAGAUGACUUUAUCACCUUCUUUGUGGCUGGACAAGAAACGACAUCCAACCAGUUGUCAUUUACCUUGAUGGAAAUCCUUGGAGAUUCUAGCAUCGAAAACAAGAUUUGCAAUGAAGUAGAUGACGUCCUAGGCUCUCGUCAGUAUGUUGAGUACCAAGACCUUGGAAAGUUAGAGUAUGUAGGAAUGACCCUGAAGGAAGGUCUUCGCCUACAUCCCCCAAUCACUGGAACACAACGGAUCCUCCCCUUCAGAGAAACUCUUGGCGGCUACAACAUUCCUGCCAACACCCCAGUUAGCGUGGUAUACCAAAUCACACAUUGCUUAGAGGAGUUCUGGGAAAAUCCAUUGGUAUUUGAUCCUGAAAGAUUUUCUAGUAAAAACAAGUCUGCCAUCUCCACCACGAGUUUCCUACCAUUUUGUACAGGUCCACGCACAUGCAUUGGAAAGACAUUAGCAGAGUUUGAAGCUAAGCUGCUUCUUGCCAGAUUACUGCAGGAGUUUAAGCUCAAAUUAGUUCCUGGUCAAACCAAGCAAAUUUUGGAGCAGCUGACAGUAAGGCCAAGAGAUGGUGUAAUCUGUACCAUUACCAGGCGAUGACAAGGAAUGCAAAAAUGAAAGUGUCUAGGUGUAAGUCAGAACUGAAGAAUCUGAGACUUUGGCAAUAGUUAUUUUAAAAAUCUGUAUUAAAGCCCUUAUUAUUGAAAGAAUCGUUACUGGCAACUUGCAGUAAAGAAAUCCAUUCAAGUCCUUUUUUUUUCAUUUGUAGUUGGCCAUUUCUGUUCUGCUAAGGAACUACUGACUGUAGUAAGGAACUACAGUAAGGAGUUAAUUACUGUAGUACUGCCACUACUGUACAGAUUGCCACUGCCACCAAAUAUAAAACGAUUUAUCUGUAUUGUGGAAAGCAAUGAUUAAUACUUGACUGUUCCAUUUCGCCAUGAUUCCCCAAUAAUAAUACUCCAUCAUAUGCUAUUUGAAACCGUACCCUUCCAUUAGGUUUAAGGGACAAUGUCUUUCGCAUUUAGAAGGAGUCCUGGCCCAUGUGUAGAUGACAGCAUGACUCUUGUGAUGAAUUUCCCUAGAAAUUGAGGAAAGUAAAACAUUCUUUUAGGUCUAGCAAUUUGCUAGAGUAUAAGAAAAAAAUACAUUAAAAAAUAAAUUUUAAAAUUUUCAAUA